Molecule: messenger RNA, 1600 nt
Organism: Trichoplusia ni (cabbage looper)
Lineage: Eukaryota; Metazoa; Arthropoda; Insecta; Lepidoptera; Noctuidae
Product: oocyte zinc finger protein XlCOF26-like
Exons: 1
Coding region: 9-1049 (346 amino acids)
Biological process (GO): regulation of transcription by RNA polymerase II
Cellular component (GO): nucleus
Molecular function (GO): DNA-binding transcription factor activity, RNA polymerase II-specific; RNA polymerase II transcription regulatory region sequence-specific DNA binding
Source: RefSeq, a predicted model, not a curated record
UAAAUCCGAUGCACAUCGCAAAAAGGAACGCCCACAUCGUUAUAGAAUAUAUCACUGCUUAUCCGUUUAGACUCCCGGAGAGUAGCGUCGUAUGCGUCUACUGCUGGGACAAAUUUGACGAGGCCUCUGCCUUCAGAAAACACAUGGAUGACGACCACAAAACUGCCAACAUUAAAGUCGCAUUCUCCCACAUUCAUGACGGAUACAUCAAAGUAGAUAGCACGUUUUUAAAAUGCAGGAAAUGUCGCGUUCCCUUCAACAAUAUCGAUGAAGGUGCCCGUCAUGUUAAAGAAAUACAUAAACAAAAUAUAGACUUAGAUUACGAUUUCGGUGUGCAACCCUUUCAUAUGGAAGAUGGGAAGUUUUCAUGUGGCGUUUGUCGGGCGAAAUUCUCUAAUUUGAGGACCCUAAGCAGACAUGUGCAAAAACAUUUCUUUCAAUGUACUUGCGAGCUUUGCGGCAAAUCUUUCUCGUCUUCCGCCUCCUUACAAAAGCAUAUCGAAUUCUCGUGCCCUCAUGUUCCAAAAGUAAGAAAAUGUAGGCGGUGUCGCAUAGUUUUGUACUCAAACGAAGAUCAAAAAAGACAUUUCGAAUCCUCGCAGAAAUGUCGACAGCAUUUAUGCUCUUCUUGCGGCGAAAGAUUCAGCACAUGGAAAAUCAAAAGGCACCACAUGGAACUAGCUCACGGAAUACCCAAAAAGGAUUACCCUUGCCCCGAAUGCGGAGUAGUCUUCAAAAAGCCCAAUCUCUUCCGAUCUCAUUUCAAAAUUGUCCAUACCGAUGAUCAUUUUAAAUGCCCAAGUUGUGAGCGAAAGUUCGAUACGAAAUACGGUUUGGAUAGGCACAUGGUGGUCCAUUCGAACGAACGUCUUUUCUCCUGUGAUAUAUGUUCGAAAUCGUUUCCCCGAAAAUCAACCCUUAGACAACAUAUGUGGAUACAUAGUGACGUCAAAAGGUUUGAAUGUAAACUCUGCGAUAAACAAUUUAAUCAGAAGGUCAGUUGGAAGACCCAUAUGAAGUCGUAUCAUCCUGGUUUGUGUGAUUUCUAACUUCUGUUAUCUCUUUGAUAUUAUACAAUUGUUGGUUUUUGCCCAAGUUAUAACGUCAUCAGGCGGUCUACCACCUUGUCUUAAAAUGAUAUGCUUGCAGUUAUGGAAAAGAGCAGCUGUAGAGCAUUGUCACCUUUCGUUAUUGGAUUCAGAAUAGUUUUUAAAGGUUAAUUGGUUGUUUUUAAUAAGUCAAUUGUUUUUAGCUGUUGAUAGUGCAAUGAUUUGAUAUCUCUCCGGUUUGAUGAACCAAACGAAGUUUUAUGUAACAUAAAUUACGUUUUUGAAUGUUGACAUGUGUUUCGUUGAUCGUUUUAAGCAAUAUGAUUGUGCAAUUCCUUUUAAAUUAUGUAUUUUAAGCAAAAUUAGAAAAACUGGUAUAUUUACUUGUAUAAAUACAUUAUGAAUUAUUUUUCACUGGGGUCGAUUUAGGUACUCGCUAAGUUUAUUUUAACAUAGGCCAAUGUUGAGCCUGCCUGAAAAUAAUAUGUAAGAAUCGAUAAAUAAUUAGAAAUCUACAUCAGGGAGGUUACUAUAGAAAUAAGUAUAGGAAA